Messenger RNA from Lacerta agilis (Sand lizard), 2838 nucleotides. RefSeq names its product T-box transcription factor 15 (gene TBX15). Gene Ontology annotation, cellular component: nucleus. Gene Ontology annotation, molecular function: RNA polymerase II cis-regulatory region sequence-specific DNA binding; DNA-binding transcription factor activity, RNA polymerase II-specific. Lineage: Eukaryota; Metazoa; Chordata; Lepidosauria; Squamata; Lacertidae. Gene Ontology annotation, biological process: cell fate specification; positive regulation of DNA-templated transcription; regulation of transcription by RNA polymerase II. The record is from RefSeq and is a predicted model, not a curated record.
AAGAGAGGAAAGAAUGAAGCGCAGCCUGCAAGCGCCGCGACUCUGAGCGGCGCCGGCGAUCCGGGCGGUCGGUGGGUCGUCUGCGCUGCUCCGCGGAUCCAUGUAGCGUCCAGGCGGCCGCUGGGCGCUCUCACGUCGGGGCAGCCGCUCCGCUUGCCUCUUGCUGGGGCCCGGCCUCGUGAACCAGCCAGCUAGCCAGCGUCGCCCUAACUCCGGCCAGCGCUUGGGCAGCUGCCGGCGUGCCUGCCCCUCGGGCCGCGGGACUCGCCAGGAACGCACUCACCCCGUCGGGCGGCUAAAAUGAGCGAGAGGAGGCGCUCGGCAGUGGCCCUCAGCUCGCGAGCGCACGCCUUCUCCGUGGAGGCCCUCAUCGGCUCGCACAAGAAAAGGAAGCUCCGUGACUGGGACGACAAAGGCCUGGAUUUGUCCAUGGACAGCCUCAGCCCCGACGGGCAGCUGCCGGACGCCGACGACCCCGCCCAGUGCCUGGACCUCAACGCCAACGAUUCAGAGCAGAGUACGGGCUCAGACACUGAAGCAUUGGCUGAGAGGACAUCCUGCUCGUUUGACACGCACUCUGACCUCACACCCAGCGGCCCCAUCUCUCAACCACCUCCUACCUCAUCCAUGGAGGAGAUCCAGGUGGAACUGCAGUGUGCUGACCUCUGGAAAAGGUUCCAUGAUAUUGGCACAGAAAUGAUCAUCACUAAAGCAGGCAGGAGAAUGUUUCCUGCAAUGAGAGUGAAGAUUACUGGACUGGACCCCCAUCAACAGUAUUACAUCGCCAUGGACAUUGUGCCUGUGGAUAACAAGAGGUACAGGUAUGUGUAUCACAGCUCCAAGUGGAUGGUAGCGGGCAACGCGGACUCCCCUGUGCCUCCAAGGGUUUAUAUUCACCCCGACUCGCUGGCAUCUGGGGACACCUGGAUGCGGCAGGUUGUCAGUUUUGAUAAACUCAAACUGACCAACAAUGAGCUAGACGACCAAGGCCAUAUAAUCCUGCACUCAAUGCACAAGUAUCAGCCCCGAGUCCAUGUUAUCCGCAAAGACUUCAGCAGUGACUUGUCUCCCACGAAGCCAGUCCCCACAGGUGAUGGGGUGAAAACCUUCAACUUCCCAGAGACUGUCUUUACCACCGUCACUGCUUAUCAAAACCAGCAGAUUACAAGAUUAAAAAUUGACCGGAAUCCAUUUGCAAAAGGGUUCAGGGAUUCUGGAAGAAACAGAACUGGCCUGGAGGCCAUUAUGGAAACAUAUGCAUUCUGGAGGCCUCCCGUGCGCACGCUCACCUUUGAAGAUUUCACCACCAUGCAAAAACAGCAAGGGGGUAGCACAGGAACUUCUCCAACAACCUCCAGCACAGGGACACCUUCCCCCUCUGCAUCCUCUCACCUUCUCUCUCCAUCAUGCUCACCACCGGCCUUCCACUUGGCCCCCAACUCUUUCAAUGUCGGCUGCCGGGAGAGCCAGCUGUGCAACCUAAACCUCUCUGAUUAUCCUCCAUGCGCAAGAAGCAACAUGGCCGCCCUGCAGAGCUACCCAGGGUUGAGCGACAGUGGAUACAACCGGCUGCAGAGUGGUGGUGCGCCUGCCACUCAGCCCCCUGACUUCAUGCCUCAGCGGACUCCAUCUUUGAUCUCAGGAAUGCCGGCUCCUUCUUCGCUGCCCAGCAAUGGCAAAAUGGAAGCUUACGGUGGCCAGCUGGGGUCAUUCCCGACUUCGCAGUUCCAGUAUGUCAUGCAAGCCGGCAAUCCUGCCUCCACUUCAUCUUCCUCACAAAUGUUUAGUGGCGGCCACAUGCAACAGAGCUCCUACAACGCCUUUUCCCUUCACAACCCUUACAACUUGUAUGGAUACAAUUUCCCAGCUUCUCCGAGGUUGGCAGGAAGCCCCGAGAAACUGGCCAACACCCAAAGCACUUUACUCUGCUCUUCGCCUUCCAACGGGGCCUUUGGAGAGAGGCCAUAUCUGUCGACAGGAAUGGAUCAUGGGAUGCAUGUGAUCAGCCCUCCCAGCAACAGCCAACCCCCAGCCAAUGCUUGCGAUAAUAGACAAUAUGGGGCUGUACCAGGGUCCUCUUCACAAAUGUCAGUGCACAUGGUUUAACUGGUGCUUGGAGUCACCAUCCCUGGUCGACAGUGAGCGAGGAUCUCGUCAUUUCUAUUGGAGAUCUCAUCCCUGUUGCUUUUCAACUUUUGAAAAAGGACUUGUUUGUGAACAAUGAAUGGAAACACAAGCCAUCUAUAGCUAAAUCCCAAAGAACCUGAUAGCAGCAGACUGGAAUCAAGACCGUCAUGUAACCGAGUGGCUUCUGUUUCUAAUGGAUUUUUAAAAAUAAACAAACAAAGAAAAUGGCAUUGUUUGCAGAAAACCUGGGGUGGGGUGGGGAGACCUAUAUAGUAUAUGCAUUAACUAUCUGAACUUGGUGCGAACUGUUCACAACAGAGGAAGUCCGGUGUGGGUGUGCUGUUCCUUCCAUGUUCCCAGCUGCAAGCAACAAGACUUCGUUUCCUAGAUCUGCACUGCCAGUUAAAAGGCCCUGUAACACCAUCAUCUUUCCCCAUCUUGUCAUCUACAGUCAUUAAGUUGAAUCUACGGCUUUCUCUCACCCACUGUAGGAAAAGAACAUUGUGUUUGAAGUGCAGAUUCUCUUCCUUGAGCAUUUUUGUGUGUGGUUCUUGCUGUUGGGAAGCCUUCCACUCUCCCUAGACGACAAUAAUUUUCCUUACAAAAGCAUGUCAUCGAAAAGAGGGCGAGGGAGGAUUUAAACCAUUAAAAGGGUUUUCUUUAACUUUGCAGGGAAAGGCUUCUGUUAAACAUGCUGGUAGCAAAGAAAAA